Messenger RNA from Syngnathus acus (greater pipefish), 650 nucleotides. It is a transcript of the gene mrps18c, whose product is annotated as mitochondrial ribosomal protein S18C. Gene Ontology annotation, biological process: mitochondrial translation. Gene Ontology annotation, cellular component: mitochondrial small ribosomal subunit; ribosome. The coding region runs from base 182 to 589 and encodes 135 amino acids. The transcript is spliced from 6 exons. The record is from RefSeq and is a predicted model, not a curated record. NCBI's taxonomy places the organism in Eukaryota, Metazoa, Chordata, Actinopteri, Syngnathiformes, Syngnathidae. Gene Ontology annotation, molecular function: small ribosomal subunit rRNA binding; structural constituent of ribosome.
UUGCAAGCUUCCAGUCCGAGUGGCCUUGGGAUUCAUUGUUUUUAAGUUGAGUUCAAACAUUGUGAAGGGAGUUGAAAGCAAAAAAAACAAUAGGGGGAAAUACAAAUGUUUGCAACGGGACCGUACAGGAAGUAGAUGAGUACCACUUCCGAGUCGCAUUAGGUCUAAAAAAAAAAUAAAAAUGUUGCCUCUCAAGCGAACGUAUUUCUUGUUUGGGGUCUUUUCGCGCCUCCGAAACGCGAGCAAAGCUGCAGCUUUGACGGGCAGGCCCGUUUCAUCCGAUGGCCAAGACCAAGUGAAAGACCACCCGUUUGUCAGGAUGAACAAUCCGUACAAGGAGCCGCACAAAGGCUGCGUCCUCUGCGACGUCACCGUCGACUUCAAGAACAUCCAGCUUCUGUCUCAGUUCAUCUCGCCGCACACGGGGAGGAUCUACGGCCGCCACAUCACCGGCUUGUGUGGACGCAAACAAAAAGAAAUCUCCAAGGCCAUCAAGAAGGCGCACGCUAUGGGUUUCAUGUCAGUGACGCACAAACAUCCCGAGUUGAUGCGGGACCCCAACAUCUGCAGCUUCAAACAUGCGGAUUAGCCUCGCCUCGCCUCACCUCCUCCUUUUCGUCAUUGGCCAAUAAAUGCAAAGUCAAACAACC